Molecule: messenger RNA, 2358 nt
Organism: Rhinolophus ferrumequinum (greater horseshoe bat)
Lineage: Eukaryota; Metazoa; Chordata; Mammalia; Chiroptera; Rhinolophidae
Gene: CAT
Product: catalase
Exons: 13
Coding region: 121-1707 (528 amino acids)
Biological process (GO): hydrogen peroxide catabolic process; response to hydrogen peroxide
Cellular component (GO): mitochondrion; peroxisome; cytoplasm
Molecular function (GO): heme binding; catalase activity
Source: RefSeq, a predicted model, not a curated record
GAUCGACGGAGUCUGAAGUCGUCUAAUACAGCUCCGGGGUUGUAGAAACGUUGUGCUGCUGCGGGUGGAGACGCGUCAGCCUGGGCCGCCAGCAAAGUUCUGCGACGCUAGUCGGACACCAUGGCGGAGGACCGGAAUCCAGCCAGCGACCAGAUGAAGAUUUGGAAGGAGCAGCGGGCUGCGCAGAAACCUGAUGUCCUCACCACUGGGUCCGGUAAUCCAAUAGGAGACAAACUUAAUACUAUGACAGUCGGGCCUCGUGGGCCCCUUGUUGUUCAGGAUGUGGUUUUCAUUGAUGAAAUGGCUCAUUUUGACCGGGAAAGAAUUCCUGAGAGAGUCGUGCAUGCUAAAGGAGCAGGGGCUUUUGGCUACUUUGAGGUCACGCACAACAUUACCAACUACACCAAGGCAAGGGUGUUUGAGCACAUUGGAAAGAGGACUCCCAUUGCAGUUCGCUUCUCCACUGUUGCUGGAGAAUCAGGCUCUGCGGACACAGUUCGUGACCCUCGUGGGUUUGCAGUGAAAUUUUACACAGAGGAUGGUAAUUGGGAUCUUGUUGGGAAUAACACCCCCAUUUUCUUCAUCAGGGAUGCCAUAUUGUUUCCGUCCUUUAUCCACAGCCAGAAGAGAAACCCUCAAACACACCUGAAGGAUCCGGACAUGGUCUGGGAUUUCUGGAGCCUGCGUCCCGAGUCUCUGCAUCAGGUGUCCUUCCUGUUCAGUGAUCGAGGGAUUCCAGAUGGACACAGGCACAUGAAUGGAUAUGGAUCCCAUACUUUCAAGCUGGUUAAUGCAAAUGGAGAGGCAGUUUAUUGCAAAUUCCAUUAUAAGACUGACCAGGGCAUCAAAAACCUUUCGGUUGAAGAGGCAGCAAAACUUGCCCAGGAAGAUCCCGACUAUGGCCUCCGGGAUCUGUUUAAUGCCAUUGCCACGGGCAACUUCCCCUCCUGGACUUUUUACAUCCAAGUCAUGACCUUUAAACAGGCAGAAACAGCUCCAUUUAAUCCCUUUGAUGUUACCAAGAUUUGGCCUCACAAGGACUAUCCUCUUAUCCCAGUUGGUAAAAUGGUCCUGAAUCGGAAUCCAGUGAAUUACUUUGCUGAAGUCGAACAGUUGGCCUUUGACCCAAGCAACAUGCCCCCAGGCAUUGAACCCAGCCCUGACAAAAUGCUUCAGGGUCGCCUUUUUUCCUAUCCUGACACUCACCGCCACCGCCUGGGACCUAACUAUCUUCAGAUACCUGUAAACUGUCCCUACCGUGCUCGAGUGGCCAACUACCAGCGUGACGGCCCCAUGUGCAUGUUCGACAACCAGGGUGGUGCUCCCAAUUACUACCCCAACAGCUUCAGUGCUCCCGAGCAGCAGCAGAAGUAUGCCCUGGAACAUAGCGUCUACCAUUCUGGGGACGUGCGGCGCUACAACAGUGCCGGUGAUGAUAAUGUCUCUCAGGUGCGGGCAUUCUAUACGAACGUACUGAAUGAAGAACAGAGGAGACGCCUGUGUGAGAACAUUGCCGGCCAUCUGAAAGACGCACAACUUUUCAUCCAGAAGAAAGCGGUCAAGAACUUCUCUGAUGUCCAUCCUGACUACGGGGCCCGCAUCCAAGCUCUCCUGGACAAAUACAACGCCGAGAAACCCAAGAACACGAUUCACACCUUUGUACAGCAUGGCUCUCACCUGGCUGCAAAGGAGAAAGCUAACCUGUGAGGGUCGGAGCCCGGGGCUGGCGCCUAUGCAACAAAGCACAGUGUCCACAUGCGCAGUCCACUCACCGCGGGAUAGAAGAUUCUACUGUGCGAGAUGCGCCAGUGUAAGCAUUUGUCUUUAGAAUGAUAACCCAGAUUUCUGUAACAAAUAAUCUAAUAAUGGCUUUUAAUCUGUUUCCCUAGGGGAAAGAUGAAGGCUAAGGCUUAACAGUCACUUAAAAGAAACAUGUAAUUGCUUUCAGUAGUUGGUUUGAUUAUUCAUUUAAAAUGACUUGAAUGAAAGUUUCUAGCAGAAAUAUAAUUUAAUUCAAUAAGAAAAAAUCUUGAUGGAAUUAGUAUGUUUGCAUAUCAUCUCAUGGCCGGUUAUAUAAAAAUAUGGUUGUAGUUAUCUAAGAAGAAAAGAUAAAGAUAAUCCUCCCAGAAACUUUAAUUUUCCUAAGUUCUCUAUAGGAAACACACAUUUAAUUGCCUUAGCAUCUUUUGAAACUAACUUCAGUACCAUUACAGCCUUAAUGCUUAUUUCUUCUGCUCGGAAUGGAACCAAUUAUUUUUUUUUAACUUGGAAUUCAUUUAUGCCAAUACAACAUUGAUUUUACAACAGACUGAUGUGUAAUUAUUACAUUUUUGCAAUAAAAUAAUCUAUACAUAAGAA